AUGAACUCAUUAAACAAGAUCAUCUUUCUAUCGGCAUUCUUGGCAUCAGGGUUCUUGCUCAUUUUAUUAUCAUGUGCGUUAUAUAACAAUUAUAAACCAUUAUGGGUGAUACUAAUAUUCUUGAUUGCUCCAUUGCCAAACAUCAUGGCUCUGUCAAUCGAAAGUUCCAGAGAUACCUUUUUAACUUUCAAUGAUAAUGAAAACAGUGUCACGCCCUUGCAAGAAUUCUGCAAAUCAAGCACUGGGUUCUUGAUUGUAAGUGGUGUUGCCCUUCCCUUGAUGUUUUACCACUGUAAAUUGAUUGAAGUGGGGGCGUUGAUUAUGAGUAUUAUUGGUGGGUUGAUUGUUUAUAUUGACAUUGUUGUGUUUAUAUGGUUCUUUAGUCACGAAGAAGAAGAGAAUGACGAGUUUAACUUUUAG
Molecule: messenger RNA, 420 nt
Organism: Spathaspora passalidarum NRRL Y-27907
Lineage: Eukaryota; Fungi; Ascomycota; Pichiomycetes; Serinales; Debaryomycetaceae
Exons: 1
Coding region: 1-420 (139 amino acids)
Biological process (GO): late endosome to vacuole transport via multivesicular body sorting pathway
Cellular component (GO): endosome; Vps55/Vps68 complex
Source: RefSeq, a predicted model, not a curated record